GAAGACAUGGGUCAUGCCAUUGCCAGUUGUAAACCAAAAGGUUCCCUCCUAAUUAACUCAGCUGCCCAAACACGGCCUUAGGCCUCAAGAGCUUCCCCCCUCCCUUUCUCCUGUCUCCCGCCGCUAAUUGCGCCUCCUUGCUCACGCGCCUCCUCCGCCGCCGCCGCCGGGAUCACAGGAUUUCUGCAGCCGCUGCCGAUUCUAAGAGAUUCAGGCGGAAAUAAGAGGAACCCAAGCCCCAUUUCCAGAAGUUCUCUGGUAAAGGGGCUCUGUUUGACACAUAAUCUUGGAAGUACUCCACAUUUAACCUUCAUAUAGAAAUGCAGCAAUCUCUUCCGCCCAAAGGCCAAAAAUGACCCAAUAGAGUCAUGGUUUUGGACCUUAGGAGUUGGAGGGAUGCAAAUUUUUAGUGUGCAAGUACUGUUAUAAAUGUCAGUCUUGCUUCAGCGCCUCAAAUGGAUAAUCAAAGGUUUCAAUAAAUCAGCUGUAAUGAAUGCUAAGAGGUUAGAUGGGCCUGAUGUGAAGCCCUUGCCUGAGAUAACACUACAUCAGUCAAAAAAGCAGUCGUCCGGGAAGUCUAAUGGCCUUAAGCCUAAUCAUGAAUUGUUUAACGGGCCAGUUUUGGAUGCCGUACAUGAGAUAUCCAUUUACAUUCAUCGAUUUCACAAUCUCGACUUGUUUCAGCAAGGUUGGUAUCAACUCAAGAUCACGAUAAAGUGGGAAGAUGGUGAUACUAGUUCCUUUGGAACACCAUCAAGAGUUGUACAAUAUGAAGCUCCUGAUUUGGGUUCUGAUGAUAUAUAUGGCGUCUGGAGAAUUGAUGACAGUGACCAUAGCUUUUCAACACAACCGUUUCGAAUCAGAUAUGCAAGACAGGAUGUUCUGUUGGCAAUGAUGGUCUCUUUUAAUCUUUCUCCUAAUAAAAUUGAGAGUCCACCCACCUCUUCUGUUACUCUGAGGUUCGAGCUCUUGUACAGUCCUGUGUUGGAGAACAGGUUAAAUCUUCAGACUUGUUUGGAUACAAGCCCUGCUGCAGUCCAUGAAUUUCGACUUCCCCCCAAAGCUCUUAUGGGGCUGCAUGCAUAUUGUCCUGUUCACUUUGAUGCUUUUCAUUCUGUGUUAGUUGAUACCACUGUACAUGUGAGCCUGUUGAAAAGUGAAGUCUACAAUUCCUCGCUGAAGGUACCCAGUGAGGCGAAAGCUACCGAAGAUAGCAUCAACGGGGAGAAUGAUAAAUCACAGCAAGCUGUGUUUGUAAAAUCAUUAUCGAGUUCUCGCGACAUACUUCUGGAAGACCUAGAAAAGAUUAGCACGGCUAUCAAUGAGCCAAUUGAUCCUAAAGAUAUUACUCCUAAUGAAUUGUUUGGUCCAAGUCUAAGUUCUAGUUGGCAAAUAGCUGAUGGUGAAGUUUCAAGUCGUGUUUCAAGCAUUGCUUUCAAUAAUACCUUGGAGGAAUCAAACGGUGAAGUUGAUUUUGAUCAAGACGGUUUUUCUCUCCAUGCUAUGUCCGAAGAUGAUAUAAUGAAGUCAAUCAACUCGAUCGGCAAUCAAGUGUUUCACUUGUGGACCACGUUUUUAAACUAUCACAGGGCUAACACAAAGAAGAUCCUCGAACUUCUUCGCAAUCAAUGGGCGGCUGAUCGAAAGGCCGAAUGGUCGAUUUGGAUGGUCUACACUAAAGUCGAGAUGCCUCAUCAAUAUAUUAGCAGUGUGGUGGAUGAUUCAUCUAGCCAUGGGUCACGUGGCAGAGGAAAUUUACGGAAGCCAAGCGUCGAUCCUGUACAGACUGCUACCAUGCGAGCGGAGCUUCAUAGGCGAAGUAUUGCACAGAUGAGGAUGAACAAUCGGUCUAUUCAAGACUUGCAAAUAUUCGGGGACCCAUCACGCAUACCCAUUGUAGUCAUAGAACGUGUUGUUAAUGCACCCGUACGUUCAACUAGUGGAAAUUCUUACUUUACCCAAAGGGACCAGAAAGAUAUCGAUGCCUUAAUAGCUGGGGUCGAAGCUAACCCGCCGAACAAGUUGCCGGUCACCACUCGACAAAAUGGCUGUGUUCUGAAGAUUGUUGUUUUUGUCCAUGGAUUCCAGGCAUGCUUUUACGAUAUAUGCUCAUCUGGAAACAUCUACAAACAUCUGGAAACAUCUGGACUUUUUUUUAUUCUAAAAGAUCCAUUUUGUGUGCAGGGACAUCAUCUAGACUUAAGACUCAUACGUAAUCAGUGGCUUCUGAUAGAUCCAAAGGUGGAAUUUUUAAUGUCCGAGGCCAAUGAGGAUAAGACAUCUGGUGAUUUUAGAGAAAUGGGAGAAAGAUUAGCACAAGAGGUUGUAUCUUUUAUCAAAAAGAAAAUGGAUAAAGCAUCCAGAACUGGGGUCUUAACGACAAUUAAGCUUAGCUUUGUUGGGCAUUCCAUUGGAAAUAUCAUAUUGAGAACUGCACUUACAGAUAGCAUUAUGGAACCUUAUCUGAGAUACCUUCAUACGUAUAUCUCUGUCUCUGGCCCACAUCUCGGUUAUCUUUACAGUUCAAACUCUUUGUUUAAUGGGGGUUUGUGGCUCUUGAAGAAACUCAAAGGAACACAAUGCAUUCACCAGUUAACUUUUACAGAUGAUCCCGAUUUGCAAAAUACUUUCUUGUACAAACUGUGUAAGCAAAAGACACUGGAGCAUUUCAAAAACAUUAUUUUGUUGUCUUCACCUCAGGACGGUUAUGUCCCAUACCACUCUGCCAGAAUCGAGACUUGCCCGGCAUCUUCCGGAGACUUCUCUAAAAAAGGCAAAGUCUUUCUAGAAAUGCUCAACGAUUGCUUGGACCAAAUCCGAGCCCCAUCCUCCGAGCAUCGGGUUUUCAUGCGAUGUGACGUUAAUUUCGACAUUUCCUUACACGGCCGAAACCUCAACACUAUAAUCGGUCGAGCAGCCCACAUUGAGUUCCUUGAGGCCGAUAGCUUCGCCAAGUUCAUCAUGUGGUCCUUCCCGGACUUAUUCCGUUGACCCAAACAGCCGUAAAACAGUGGUACCAAAAGAGAAAAUCAUUUUUUUUUUUACCAUUUGCACUCCAAUAUUUUUACUGAGAGGAAUCAAGAUUAGGUACUGCUAGAAAUGUACAUUAAUAUGUGCUGUUUAAGUUAAAAUAGGGAUUGUGAUGUAGUUUAUUCAAGCAAAUGUUGCUAGAUCACCUUCAAUUUGGAGUCUCAUAAUUGUAUAAUAUAGACUAGAACAUAUAUGUAAGAGAAGGGAAAAGUCUAUGUAGGGCUUCAAAUGGUGUAGGUGGGUUUAUUAUACCAAGUGUUUAGUAGGGUUUAUGUGGUGUAAUGUAUUUUUUUUUUUUUUUUUUUNCAUGUUUGGAUAGUUUAUUUAUAAAUUAAUUGAUG
Striga asiatica is the source of this 3371-nucleotide messenger RNA. The record is from the annotation of a GenBank genome assembly. Lineage: Eukaryota; Viridiplantae; Streptophyta; Magnoliopsida; Lamiales; Orobanchaceae.